This is a messenger RNA of Melospiza georgiana, 2867 nucleotides long. RefSeq names its product hyperpolarization activated cyclic nucleotide gated potassium and sodium channel 2 (gene HCN2). Gene Ontology annotation, molecular function: voltage-gated potassium channel activity. Gene Ontology annotation, cellular component: membrane. Lineage: Eukaryota; Metazoa; Chordata; Aves; Passeriformes; Passerellidae. The coding region runs from base 1 to 2781 and encodes 926 amino acids. Gene Ontology annotation, biological process: potassium ion transport; transmembrane transport. The transcript has 8 exons. The record is from RefSeq and is a predicted model, not a curated record.
AUGCGGGCGGGCCGCGGCGCGGCGGGCGGGGAGGCGGCGGCGGCGGCCGAGGAGGAGGCGGCGGCCGAUGGGGCCAAGCGCGGCGGAGCGGCGGGGCGGGCGCGGGCCCGCGGCGGGAAGGGGUCCCCGAACGGCGAGUGCCGGCGCGGGGAAGCGCCGCGGAGCCCCGGCCCGGAGCCGCCCCGCGAGCCCAAGGUCUCGUUCUCCUGCGGCGGAGGCGGCGGCGGCGGCGGCGGAGCGGCGUCCCCCGGCGGGGCCAAGGCGGCCGAGGAGGGAGCGAGCGAGGAUGCGGCCGAGGAGGUGCGCGGGAGCCAGGCCAGCUUCAUGCAGCGGCAGUUCGGGGCCAUGCUCCAGCCCGGCGUCAACAAGUUCUCGCUGCGGAUGUUCGGCUCGCAGAAGGCGGUGGAGAGGGAGCAGGAGCGCGUCAAGUCGGCGGGGGCCUGGAUCAUCCACCCCUACAGCGAUUUCAGAUUUUACUGGGACUUCACGAUGCUGCUCUUCAUGGUGGGCAACCUGAUCAUCAUCCCCGUGGGCAUCACCUUCUUCAAGGAGGAGACCACGGCCCCCUGGAUCGUGUUCAACGUGGUCUCUGACACCUUCUUCCUGAUGGACCUGGUGCUGAACUUCCGCACUGGGAUUGUCAUUGAGGACAACACCGAAAUCAUCCUGGACCCCGAGAAGAUCAAGAAGAAGUACCUCAAGACCUGGUUCGUGGUGGAUUUUGUCUCCUCCAUCCCCGUGGACUACGUUUUCCUCAUUGUGGAGAAGGGCAUAGACUCGGAGGUCUAUAAGACAGCCCGCGCCCUGCGCAUCGUCAGAUUCACCAAGAUCCUGAGCCUGCUGCGGCUGCUGCGCCUCUCGCGCCUCAUCCGCUACAUCCACCAGUGGGAGGAGAUCUUCCACAUGACGUACGACCUGGCCAGUGCCGUGAUGAGGAUCAUCAACCUCAUUGGGAUGAUGCUGCUGCUGUGCCACUGGGACGGCUGCCUCCAGUUCCUGGUGCCCAUGCUGCAGGAUUUCCCCCAGAACUGCUGGGUGUCCAUCAACGGGAUGGUGAACGACUCCUGGAGCGAGCUGUACUCCUUCGCCCUCUUCAAGUCCAUGAGCCACAUGCUGUGCAUCGGCUACGGGAAGCAGGCGCCCGAGAGCAUGACAGACAUCUGGCUGACCAUGCUGAGCAUGAUCGUGGGGGCCACCUGCUACGCCAUGUUCAUCGGCCACGCCACCGCCCUCAUCCAGUCGCUGGACUCCUCCCGGCGCCAGUACCAGGAGAAGUACAAGCAGGUGGAGCAGUACAUGUCCUUCCACAAGCUGCCCGCUGAUUUCCGCCAGAAGAUCCACGACUACUACGAGCAUCGCUACCAGGGCAAGAUGUUUGAUGAGGAUAGCAUCCUGGGGGAGCUCAACGAGCCCCUGCGUGAGGAAAUCGUGAACUUCAACUGCCGCAAGCUGGUGGCCUCCAUGCCGCUGUUUGCCAACGCCGACCCCAACUUUGUCACGGCCAUGCUGACCAAGCUGAAGUUUGAGGUGUUCCAGCCGGGCGACUACAUCAUCCGAGAGGGCACCAUCGGCAAGAAGAUGUACUUCAUCCAGCACGGGGUGGUCAGCAUCCUCACCAAGGGCAACAAGGAGAUGAAGCUCUCCGACGGCUCCUACUUUGGGGAGAUCUGCUUGCUGACCCGCGGCCGGCGCACGGCCAGCGUCCGUGCCGACACCUACUGCCGCCUCUACUCGCUCUCCGUGGACAACUUCAACGAGGUGCUGGAGGAGUACCCCAUGAUGAGACGGGCCUUCGAGACUGUGGCCAUCGACCGUCUCGACCGCAUCGGGAAGAAGAACUCGAUCCUGCUCCACAAAGUGCAGCACGACCUCAACUCAGGUGUCUUCAACAACCAGGAGAACGAGAUCAUCCAGGAGAUCGUCAAGUACGACCGGGAGAUGGUGCAGCAGGCGGAGCUGCAGCAGCACACGGCCAUGUACAGCCCCGUGCAGCCCCAGGUCACCUCUGCCAUCGCCACCCUCCAGCAAGCCGUGGCCAUGAGCUUCUGCCCGCAGAUGGCCAGCCCGCUGGUGGGCUCCAUGGCGCUGGGCUCGCCCCGCAUGAUGCGCCGCUUGCAGUACGCCCAGGCCGUGCCCAGCCCCUUCGCCGUGUCCCCCGUGCUGCUGCAGCAGAGCCCCCCGCCGCAGCCGCAGCCCCCCGUGCCCCACGCCAACCCCUCGCCCUCGCAGGACCCGGCGCAGCCCACGGCCCUGCCCGCCUCCACCAGCGCCUUCGCCGCGGCCGCGGCCAGCCCUCCGUCCCAAAGCCCGCUGGCCAGCCGGACGUUCGCCUACGGAGGUGCCCCCGGGCCGCUGGGCUCGCAGCUGUCCCUCAGCCAGCAGCCGGCGCCCGGCUCGCCGCAGCGCCUGGCCGCCCACAAGAGCACACAGGCGCUGCACACCAGCAGCCUCAGCCAGGAUUCGCGGCCCCUCUCGGCCUCGCAGCCCUCGCUGCCCCACGGGCUGGCGGCCGGCAGCACCCAGAGCCCCCCGGCGUCCGCCCGCGAGUCCAGCACCUCCAUCGGAGGCGGCCCGGCCGCCGCCUCGCCGGGCCCGGGCCCUCCGGCCGGGCUGCGGGCCCAGGCGCCCUCACGGGGGGCCCCGGCCCACCCGGCGCCCACGGGCUCGGGGCUGACAGCGCCGCCCGCCCUGCCGCAGGACUCGGCGGCGGCCCGCAAGGAUUCGGCGUCCAGCACGCCCGACACGGACCCGGCCAAGUCCAGGCUGUCUUCCAACUUGUGACCUCCGCGCCGGAGGGGCGGCGGCGGGGAGCCCCCCCAGCUCAGCUCGCCCUGCGCCGCCGGGUGAGGGCCACGGCCGCACCGCCG